Messenger RNA from Colletotrichum scovillei, 2604 nucleotides. RefSeq names its product IFRD domain-containing protein. Bases 857 to 2275 code for a protein of 472 amino acids. Lineage: Eukaryota; Fungi; Ascomycota; Sordariomycetes; Glomerellales; Glomerellaceae. The record is from RefSeq and is a predicted model, not a curated record. The transcript has a single exon.
UGAAGGGGCAAAAUGCGCCUGAUGUCUGGAUUUUUGUUUGCCGCAUGUUUUGCUGCCGCUGCCGCCGUUCCUGUCCAUCCUGCUGCUUUGUCCCCGAGCUCAACCUUGCAUCCAGCUGCGUGUCUCGCCCUACACACGAUUGAAAAGUCUCUUUCGUCAUUCGUCAUCCACCACGCUCGCUCGCUCUUUUUCUGCGAUCCCUGUGCGACACCCGACAGGCAUCCUUGGUGAAUCAAGGGUUCCCCUCUGAUGAAAUGUGAAUGCCACCCUCUUCUUCUAUCGCUGCCACCCACCACCUUCACCUCUCUUCUCCGACCCUCCACAACUUAUUUUUUUUCCACCGUUGCCCUAAAAAUCCCCAAGCUCCUCCUCACUUCCGAAAAGACGGUCUGGUCUGGUGACUCACGAAGCCCAUCUUUCAGUUUCCAGUUUCCGCGGUUUCCUUUGAAUUCUCUCAAAUACUCGUCGAGCCGCUCGAUAAUCACCGACUUGUACUCCGUACGGUUCUAAACCUAUCUCCGGAACUUCAACGCACUCACCCUUACGUCUCGACCUAUCUCCGGAUUUCCUCCCUGACCUAUAUAUAGAGAAGCCGAAUACCAUCCAUGGAUUGUUGGAGAAACACGCAAAACACAAUUAGAAGCAACACCAUCUUCAAAGAAACGCCACCGCGCUACAAGCACAGAAGGUCCUAGACCCUGAUUCUCACAAAUCAGGCAACCCAUACAUAUACAGGUCUUCUCCCACGAGAAGUUCCGCUCACAGCAACUCUCUCCUCUCUCUCUCUCUCUCUCUCUCUCUCUCUCUCUCUACACACCACUCUUACACACACAUUCCAUCUUACACCGUCGCCACUAUGCACGACCUCAGACUCAAGGUUCUUCGCGAGAGCGGCAAGACCGUCUCCAAGAAGGCCAAAUCACGCCCCGAGUCCGCUCGCGCCUCCAUGAGAAACUCGCCCAACGUCUCUCCUGGCCACUCUCAGAUCAACUCUCCAGCGCAUUCGCGUGCUGGUAGCCGCUACGCCUCAGAAGACGAAGGCAGCGACUCCGACUACGACGAUGGCAUGACUAUGAGCACUCUGUCAAAUCAUUCAGACACCGCCUUGGACGAAGCAACAGAACCCAACUGGGCGCAAUUACUACAGGACCGCAUCGUCGAGCUGCAAGAUCGCAAGCGGACAAACACCCAGAGACGCGAGGCGACCCUGAUGUCCUACCUGCACCUUGUCAAACACCACUACGGCGGCCGUCAAGUCAGCAACUCCUUACAAGACAUCGUCACGGCGUUGAUGAAGAACACCAGAUCCGGAGGCAGCUCCCUCGAGCGCCUCAUGUCCUUGAAGUCUCUGUCAGCCACCCUCCUCACUACGCCAUCAGACUCCCUGUUCGACGACAUCUACCCGCAACUCGAGAAGACCCUCGAAGACGACGACGACAACGACGUCAAGGCGGCCGCGAUCUGGGCCAUGGCAGUCACAACAAUGUAUGGCGGUGGUGGCGAAGAGUCAGCAAGCGAGCUCCUCGAGUACCUGGUCACCAUCGUGGAAAGCGACGGCGAAUCAGUCGGCGCAGCAGACAGCGGCGACGUCGUCACCUCCGCCCUCGAGGCCUGGGCCUUCGUCGCCAGCCAAGUAGACGACAUCACCGAGAACGUCUAUUCCGCCAUCGAAGCCUUCGUGGAGCAACUCGACAGCACCGACGUCGAGGUCCAAGCGAGCGCGGGCUUCAACAUUGCCUUCAUCUUUGAGGCGGCGCGCGACCACGAGGAGGAGACAGGCGAGCCGAUGAACCUGCAGUACGACCCCAAGAAGCUCAUCGCCCUCAUGGCCGAGGCCUCCAAGCCCUCGGUCAAGCAGACGGCGCGCAGAGACAGACGACACCUGCGCAAGCAGUUCACCAGCAUCGUCUCGUCCUUGGAGCAUGGAAAGGGACCCGGCUACUCGAGCGCAAGUCGUCCGGCCUUUAACCCGCACACGGGCGGCACCAAGGCCGAUCCCGGCGCGGGCCGCAGGGGCGACGACGACGAUGGCGAGAACCGCGCGUUUGGCUACCGCGAGAAGCUCCGCCUUGGUUCUACAGUCGUCCUCAUUGACUCGUGGUCUCUCAUGGCGCGCGUCGAGGCGACAAAAACCAUUCUUGGAGGCGGACUGCCUACGCACUUCAACGACAACCCUACUGUUGCGGAGCUGUUGGAUAACGCUGAGACGGAGGAGGCAGCGGCACAGCUGUACGCAGCGCGUCCCAACAAGAGUGCGAAGCACAUGAGGAGGUAGAAGGAGAUCGUUUGCUUCUUAGCAACGACAGAGGAAGCGGGAUUGCUCAUAAGCAAUGACAGAGAAGUGCGGGAGGAAUGGAAACGAUAUGGCGUCUGCCUUGGGAGCAGCUUUCAUUGGUGGAGAGAAGACAAUUGCAUCGCAUGCUUCUUUCCUAUGUACAGGUUCGCGAUAGAGCAUCAUGGUCCAGAAAAAAAAAGGAUACGAAACGCAUGGUUUGAGGCAUAACCCAUACUUAUUGCGAAACGAGGCAGAAGAUACCACAGAGCGGAGGAUCCUCGUUGCUAAAUACACUUAGCCUACAUUAUUGGGAAUUGACAUUGGUUGAU